Molecule: messenger RNA, 591 nt
Organism: Ruditapes philippinarum (Manila clam)
Lineage: Eukaryota; Metazoa; Mollusca; Bivalvia; Venerida; Veneridae
Exons: 3
Source: RefSeq, a predicted model, not a curated record
AUGACAUACUGGCCAACGUACCGUACUGUAGGUGACCCGUACUGUAUCCUUAUCCACAGUUUGACGGAAAGCACCGAGAAGAUGCGAUUGAGGUGUCUAGCCAUGGUACGGUUGAGAUAUUUGAAGUCAGUCAAGAUGGAAGCUGAACUUCUUGUUUUUGCCUUUUUCACCACAUUAGUUACCGUUGAUGGAGCAAUAACAUCAAGUCCUGAAGAUAUUGAAGUUUGUGUAGGAACAGAUGCUACAAUUCCUUGGAAUUAUGAUGAUGCUGACGACACCAUUAACUCUGUUGUUUGGACAUUUAAUACCACUACAGAUAUUAUGACAUAUUUUGGUGGUGGGGGUACUAGAGACCCAGAAAAUGGAUACAAUGUGAUUGCUGCAAACAAUUUUGGAAGUAUAACAAUUACAAAUGCCCAAAGAAAUAAUACUGGAAAAUACGAGAUUGUAGUUACUGCUUCACAAACAACAUCAGACCAGGUGGAUUUAUUAGUCUGUGAGUCUGCAUCAGAUUUAAAAGGAACAAAAGCAGGUUUAGUAAUGCAGUGUACAGCAAAUUUAGGAGAGCCUGAAGCAACUUUGUACAUCAAG